GUCAGCUGAUUUACUGCAGCAGUAGCAGCAGCGGCAGCGGCGGCGGUGGUGGCACCUUGCAACCCAGGCAGGGUGACGGUGGCUGCCUGGGCGUGGGGUUCCCUGGGUUCGCCCACCUGGACCCACGGCCGCCUGGUUUUCCUCGCGUACGCCUCCGCCUUUGCCUUCUUUGCGGAGGCGCCCACAGCAUCUCCAACAGACAUGGUUAUCGCCUGAGGUGAAGCUUUGACAGGUUUGAAAACGCAAUGGCAGGGAACAGUCUAGUUUUGCCCAUUGUCCUUUGGGGCCGCAAAGCCCCUACCCAUUGCAUUUCAUCAGUGCUGCUAACAGAUGACGGGGGCACAAUUGUAACUGGAUGCCACGAUGGACAGAUCUGUCUCUGGGACCUUUCAGUAGACCUGGAAGUUAAUCCACGAGCACUGUUAUUUGGUCACACAGCAUCGAUCACUUGUUUAUCAAAAGCUUGUGCUUCUGGGGACAAACAGUACACUGUGAGCGCAUCUGCAAAUGGAGAGAUGUGCCUCUGGGAUGUGAAUGACGGCAGAUGUAUUGAAUUUACAAAGUUAGCCUGCACCCACACUGGCAUACAGUUCUACCAAUUCACUGUUGGAAAUCAGCAAGAAGGAAGGCUUUUAUGCCAUGGACAUUACCCUGAAAUCCUUGUUGUGGAUGCUACCAGCCUUGAGGUUCUGUAUUCUUUGGUAUCAAAGAUAUCGCCAGACUGGAUUAGCUCCAUGAGCCUUAUCCACCGUCAGCGGACACAAGAGGACACUGUGGUAGCGCUCUCUGUGACAGGCAUCCUGAAGGUGUGGAUUGUCACCUCUGAGACUGGCGGCAUGCAGGAUACUGAGCCAAUUUUUGAGGAGGAAUCAAAACCAAUUUAUUGUCAGAAUUGCCAAAGCAUCUCCUUCUGUUCAUUCACACAGAGGUCACUCUUGGUUGUGUGCUCCAAAUACUGGAGGGUGUUUGAUGCUGGAGACUACUCCCUGCUUUGUUCAGGUCCUAGUGAAAAUGGACAGACAUGGACUGGAGGGGACUUUGUGUCCUCAGACAAAGUGAUCAUCUGGACUGAAAAUGGGCAGAGUUAUAUUUAUAAACUCCCUGCCAGUUGUCUUCCAGCUAGUGAUUCAUUCCGCAGUGAUGUGGGGAAAGCAGUUGAAAAUUUAAUUCCUCCUGUGCAGCAUAGUCUCUUGGAUCAAAAAGAUAAAGAGUUGGUAAUUUGUCCUCCUGUUACUCGGUUCUUCUAUGGAUGCAAGGAAUAUUUGCAUAAACUAUUAAUUCAGGGCGAUUCUUCUGGAAGGUUAAAUAUUUGGAACAUUUCAGACAUAGCUGAUAAACAGGAAGGUGCUGAAGGACUAAAAACGACAACUUGUAUUAGUUUGCAAGAGGCAUUUGACAAACUGAAGCCUUGUCCUGCUGGGAUCAUAGAUCAGCUAAGUGUGAUUCCCAACAGCAAUGAACCUCUUAAAGUGACUGCGAGCGUCUACAUACCAGCACACGGACGGCUUGUUUGUGGCCGGGAAGACGGAAGCAUAAUUAUUGUGCCUGCCACCCAAACGGCUAUAGUGCAGCUGUUGCAAGGGGAACACAUGCUCCGAAGAGGUUGGCCCCCUCACAGAACUCUCCGUGGCCAUCGGAACAAAGUUACAUGUUUGCUGUACCCUCAUCAGGUCUCGGCUCGCUAUGACCAAAGAUACCUGAUAUCUGGAGGUGUGGAUUUUUCCGUCAUAAUUUGGGACAUAUUUUCUGGAGAAAUGAAACAUAUCUUCUGUGUUCAUGGGGGUGAGAUCACGCAACUUCUGGUCCCACCUGAAAACUGUAGUGCAAGAGUUCAACAUUGCAUCUGUUCUGUAGCCAGUGACCACUCAGUAGGACUUCUAAGUUUACGGGAGAAAAAAUGCAUCAUGUUGGCUUCGCGCCACCUGUUUCCUAUUCAGGUGAUCAAGUGGAGGCCGUCUGAUGACUACCUGGUGGUGGGAUGCACAGACGGCUCUGUGUAUGUCUGGCAGAUGGACACUGGUGCGCUGGACCGCUGUGCGAUGGGGAUAACAGCCGUGGAGAUACUGAACGCUUGCGAUGAGGCCAUUCCUGCUGCAGUAGACUCACUUAGUCACCCCGCAGUCAACCUGAAACAAGCCAUGACAAGACGUAGUCUUGCUGCCCUUAAAAAUAUGGCCCACCAUAAACUGCAAACCCUUGCAACUAACCUCUUGGCUUCUGAGGCCUCUGAUAAGGGGAAUUUACCUAAAUAUUCUCAUAACUCCCUGAUGGUUCAAGCAAUAAAGACAAACCUAACAGACCCGGACAUCCAUGUGCUGUUCUUUGAUGUGGAAGCUUUGAUUAUUCAACUCCUGACUGAAGAAGCCUCUAGGCCGAAUACUGCACUUAUUUCCCCAGAGAAUUUGCAAAAAGCAUCUGGCAGUUCAGACAAAGGGGGCUCCUUUCUAACUGGAAAGCGAGCAGCAGUUCUCUUCCAGCAAGUGAAGGAAACUAUCAAAGAGAACAUAAAGGAGCAUCUCCUUGACGAGGAAGACGAGGAUGAGGAGAUAAUGAGGCAGAGGAGGGAGGACAGUGAUCCCGAAUACCGGGCCAGCAAGUCCAAGCCGCUGACCUUGCUAGAAUACAAUCUUACUAUGGACACGGCAAAAUUAUUCAUGUCCUGUCUUCACGCCUGGGGUUUGAAUGAAGUGCUGGAUGAAGUUUGUCUUGAUCGCCUCGGAAUGCUCAAACCACACUGCACGGUGUCCUUUGGUCUCUUAUCGAGAGGAGGUCACAUGUCGUUGAUGCUGCCUGGUUAUAGUCAGGCUGCCGGGAAACUACUGCAUGGGAACGCAGAGACAGGAAGGAGGCUGCCGCCAGCCGAGGGAGUGGGAAAGGGAACCUACACAGUGUCCCGAGCCGUCACCACUCAGCAUCUGUUGUCCAUCAUCUCUUUGGCAAAUACUUUAAUGAGUAUGACCAAUGCAACCUUUAUUGGCGACCACAUGAAGAAGGGCCCGACCAGGCCACCCCGACCAGGCACCCCAGACCUCUCAAAGUCAAGGGGCUCCCCUCCAACUUCCAGCAAUAUUGUGCAAGGACAGAUUAAACAAGGCUGGAGCCAGUUAGCUGCCAUGCACUGCGUUAUGCUGCCAGACCUGCUGGGGCUGGAUAAAUUCCGGCCUCCUCUUCUGGAGAUGCUGGCUCGAAGGUGGCAAGAUCGAUGCCUGGAGGUGAGAGAGGCUGCGCAGGCCCUGCUUCUAGCAGAGCUGAGAAGAAUCGAGCAGGCAGGACGAAAGGAAGCGAUUGAUACCUGGGCUCCGUAUUUACCCCAGUAUAUGGACCACGUCAUAUCACCUGGAGUCACUGCAGAAGCCAUGCAGACUAUGGCAGCAGCUCCAGAUGCCUCAGGACCGGAAGCCAAAGUCCAGGAAGAAGAGCAUGACCUCGUGGAUGAUGACAUCACUACUGGUUGCUUAUCAAGUGUCCCACAAAUGAAAAAAAUUUCCACAUCUUAUGAAGAAAGAAGGAAGCAGGCCACUGCUAUCGUCCUCCUGGGAGUGAUCGGAGCGGAGUUCGGAGCUGAAAUUGAGCCACCAAAACUGCUGACCAGACCUCGGAGCUCCAGUCAGAUUCCUGAAGGGUUUGGUUUGACUAGCGGGGGCUCCAACUACUCACUGGCCAGACAUACUUGUAAGGCACUGACAUUUCUUCUGCUACAGCCACCAAGUCCCAAGCUUCCUCCUCACAGCACCAUCCGGAGAACUGCCAUUGACCUGAUUGGGCGAGGGUUCACUGUGUGGGAGCCUUACAUGGAUGUGUCCGCUGUGCUGAUGGGCCUUCUGGAGCUGUGUGCAGAUGCUGAGAAACAACUUGCCAACAUCACAAUGGGGCUGCCUCUGAGCCCCGCAGCUGACUCUGCCCGCUCUGCACGGCAUGCCCUUUCUCUCAUUGCCACUGCCAGACCACCCGCCUUCAUCACCACCAUAGCUAAGGAGGUACACAGACACACGGCCCUUGCAGCAAAUACCCAGUCCCAGCAGAGUAUACACACAACCACCUUGGCAAGAGCUAAAGGGGAAAUCUUGAGAGUCAUUGAAAUUCUCAUUGAAAAAAUGCCUACAGAUGUUGUGGAUCUUCUUGUGGAGGUCAUGGACAUCAUCAUGUACUGUCUUGAAGGAUCUUUAGUUAAAAAGAAGGGUCUUCAGGAAUGUUUUCCAGCUAUCUGCAGGUUCUACAUGGUCAGCUAUUAUGAACGGAGUCACAGAAUUGCCGUUGGAGCACGCCAUGGCUCAGUGGCCCUGUAUGACAUCCGGACUGGAAAAUGUCAGACAAUCCAUGGGCACAAGGGACCAAUCACUGCAGUGUCCUUUGCUCCUGAUGGGCGUUAUCUUGCCACCUACUCAAACACUGACAGCCACAUUUCUUUCUGGCAGAUGAACACAUCGCUCCUGGGAAGCAUUGGCAUGCUGAACUCGGCACCUCAGCUGCGCUGCAUUAAGACCUACCAGGUACCUCCAGUACAACCAGCCUCGCCUGGCUCCCACAACGCCCUCAGGCUGGCCCGCCUCAUCUGGACUUCCAACCGGAACGUUAUCCUUAUGGCCCAUGACGGGAAGGAGCACCGCUUCAUGGUCUAAUACCGCUGUCUGCUGCCCUGGCUGCCUGUUCGUUCUAUACUGUCUAAGCCGACGCUGCUCUGUCUGCACGCAUACUGGACUGUGGUUUGCUACCUGCCCUCCUCCGUGCCGUCCAGGGGCCAUGGCCAGGCCUGUGUCACUUGCGCGUGCUUCUCAGGGGCACACUCCACGCGGGAGAUCUAUCGAUGUAAAGGCACACAUACCACUCAACAGGAUGUGGCCAUUCUGUCACUAGGUAGUUUUUCCCUGCCAGAGAAAGGAGGGGAGAGCUCGUGGUUCCCGGAGAUGCUCUUGUUGCUUGAUGUAAGGAAAGCCUGAAAAUCAAUAACCACUGUGAUUGCGCCCCAGUCCUGAUCCUCAUUGUCAGCCCUGGCAGCUCAGCUCUGACCUGGAUUCUAGGGCCAUGCGAGUCCUCAUUAUUGAAAUGACUUCCCUUUGGAUUUCCCAAACUUACUGUUGUUUACCAAACCUGUUUUAUGUUUACAUUGGUUUUUCUCUGCUAGCAGUUGAUAGGCAGUUACUCAGUUCCACUUCCUCAAAUUUAGCCCCUACCUUCUCAGUUAACACCAAUCCCGAUUUGAGAUUAAUGAGGAAAAAAAAAAUUUCCUCUUAGAAAAUAGUUUUUCAGAUAGCUCGCUUUCUAAAAUGCUCAUUUCCUGCUCAAAUGUUAGUGUGUCUCCUAGUUUAAAUACAGACCAUCCCUACUCCCCACAUGCUGACUAUAGCUAACCUUCUAAGGGGUUAACCUUUCAACAAAGAACCGAGUUUGGAAGCAUAGCACAUUUGUACAGUGGAGGUCUCCCCGUGUCACGAUAGAUUCUUCUGUGCAGAAAAGGCCUCCUCCUCGGGAACUUCACAAUCUGCAGCUCCCGCAUGUGUGGCGGUGUUACAGUGGUCCUUUCCACCCCGCUUUCCAAUUCCGACUAGUAGAAGAACACUAGGAAGGCAUUUCCUGUAAGUACACACCCGAGAAUCUGAUAACUACGUAGACACAUUGUUGUGGCGUACAGAAAAGCGUGAAGACUGCCAGUCUGUCCGAGUGGACCCUACAGUGAAAGUGUCCACUCUGCUACCGCACAAGCUUUAACUCCAUUUUCUUCUUGUGUCGAAUUAUGUUGCUCAUAUUGUAAUGGAAGAAAAAACCCAUAACACAGUAUUUUGUAUGAGUUGUUCCUAAAAAUUUGAUAUAUAUUAGCAGCAGGGGGUUGAUUUGUUUGUUGGUUGAUUAAGGACACUUACCCAAGAUUGUUUAUUAAAUACAAAAAUAACAAGGAGUUAUUGAAUUCAGAGAAAAUAUGUAAUAUUAACAGGGGAGCUAAAAUAAAAAUGAAAGCAUUUAGUUUUAAACUCCUAGAUUGUCAAAGCUUGUGUACUGUGUAGGAAAGUAGGUUCAAGGUCUGUGAAUAAAUUCAUAGUUUACAGUACUUUCAGGAGUAUGUGAAGAAGCUAACAUCCUCAGAAUAUCUUUUUCCUACCGAUGUAUGUUCUUUUCAUUGGUGGCAACUCCAUCCUGUCCCUUGGUUUGUCUCGGUGUUGGGGCUCUUUCAAAAGUUAUUUUAUUUCACACGCAUGUAUAUCAUAUUUAUAAUGAUUAUAUAUGUAGCUUUCAAGAAGGAAAUCAAGAACUGUACAGUGUAGAUUGUGGUGAGCAAGCGGAUCUAUUUAAUGUCGAUGGGGAAAUGUCCAGCGGGCUCCAGAGACUGCUGUCUGCCCAGCACAGGUUUACUCUCUGAACUUCAGAGGGAAGAGUUCAACCGUCUGGAAUGAUAGGUCAGACACAACCUUAGACAUUCUGUUAAGCAAAGUGUUCCAUGCUUCAGGAAGGCGCUGAACUAGAGAGCAACAGCAGAUGGUGCCUGUCGUAGGGAUGGGUCACAGAGACUGUCCUCUCGUGCCCUGUGUAUAGUCGGAAGAGCACAAGAACUGGAAAGCUCCAUGCUAAAGGAAUGGCUAACUGAAGAAGUGUAUUUACAUUCUCAUUUACAUAAUACUCUCCUUGGCUGUUUUGACAACCACAGCUUGCAGCUUCAUCUCAGUGUAUUUUCCUCAACACCGGGGUACACUUGGUGUUGUCAUUCCAGUGUGCGCUUGUAGUGUUCUAUUGAUUUUGUUGACACAGCAUUUGGACCUGUCCUUAUAAGCAUAAAGCCUGUGUGACCUCACUGGUAAUUUACAAGCAAAGUGACCUGUUGUGACACUGGUGUGAAAAUCGUCAUGUUUGAACUGCAUAUAGUGAAUAAGUUCAAAUGUCUGUCUCCUAAGACAUUUCUAGAUGACUCCACUUGAUAGCCUAUGUGUUUAAAAUUGAUGUGUACAUACUUGUGUUAAAUAAAACUGAAUUGUACUGAA
Molecule: messenger RNA, 6968 nt
Organism: Arvicola amphibius (Eurasian water vole)
Lineage: Eukaryota; Metazoa; Chordata; Mammalia; Rodentia; Cricetidae
Gene: Wdr7
Product: WD repeat domain 7
Exons: 27
Coding region: 246-4619 (1457 amino acids)
Cellular component (GO): cytoplasm
Molecular function (GO): protein binding
Source: RefSeq, a predicted model, not a curated record